This is a messenger RNA of Arachis ipaensis, 1474 nucleotides long. Its product is annotated as putative casein kinase II subunit beta-4. Lineage: Eukaryota; Viridiplantae; Streptophyta; Magnoliopsida; Fabales; Fabaceae. Gene Ontology annotation, cellular component: protein kinase CK2 complex; cytoplasm. The record is from RefSeq and is a predicted model, not a curated record. Gene Ontology annotation, molecular function: protein kinase regulator activity.
AUAGAGUGUUGAGAGAUAAACUAUCAAAUCUAAAACCAAAAAGCACAUAGAUAAAUUUAAAUAAAUUAACUCGAUUCCGAUUCAUAACAUGAGAACGAAGCUGCUUCUGAUAAUGAGAGAACAAAAAGCAUAGAUACAUUCAUACACACAACACAUACUAGUAUAUAAAGCACUCUCUCUCUCUCUCUCUCUGUUGAUUCAGAUUCCAGAACAAAAGAAAGGUAUGUACAAAGAGAGAGAGAAAGGUGGUGGUGUUGGGUCGAAGACUAGUGCUACAACGACGGAGGUUGAUCGAAAGAGAAUCAACGAUGCUCUCGAUAAGCACCUACACCAACACCGUUCAUCUGCUUCCACUUCCCUAAACCAUCACACGCAUAAGACCUCCAACAAUUCCACCUCUCACCAUCGUAAUGAGGAAUCUGAAACUGAUAGCGAAGAAUCAGAUGUUAGUGGUUCUGAAGGGGAUGACACUUCUUGGAUUUCAUGGUUUUGCAAUUUGAGAGGAAAUGAAUUUUUUUGUGAAGUUGACGAUGAUUACAUACAAGAUGAUUUCAACCUCUGUGGAUUAAGCAGUCAAGUUCCUUACUAUGAUUAUGCGCUUGAUUUAAUUUUGGAUGUUGAAUCCUCCCAUGAAGACAUGUUGACGGAGGAACAAAAUGAAUUAAUUGAAUCUGCUGCUGAGAUGCUUUAUGGUUUGAUUCAUGCCCGGUACAUUUUGACAAGCAAGGGGUUGGCUACAAUGCUAGAUAAGUACAAGAGCUUCGACUUUGGCAGAUGUCCAAGAGUUUACUGCUGUGGACAAUCUUGUCUUCCGGUUGGUCAAUCAGAUAUUCCUAGGGCAAGCACUGUCAAAAUAUAUUGCCCCAAGUGUGAAGACAUUUACUACCCACGCUCCAAGUAUCAAGGGUAUAUCAUGAAGGGGAGCCUUGGAGCAACCGUUGGGUUGUCUCCAUGUGACUUCAAGGUCACCGGUACAAGCUGUGGAAUCAGCUACUGAUGCAAUUAUCAGAUAUGGAUGGCGCGUAUUUUGGAACCACAUUUCCUCACCUCUUCUUGAUGACUUACUCAAAUCUGAAGCCGCAAAAGCCGUUGCAGUCACAGAGUUACGUUCCUAGAGUUUUUGGUUUCAAAGUUCACAAGCCCUGAGGCUGAAAGCCAUUUCAACUUCAACCUUUUUCAUCUAAGUAACAGUUUGCACACAUGCUUUGUUUAGCUUAGUCUUUUGUUAUAUUCCUUUAAAUAUUCACCCAGUGGAUUUUUCAUUUUACUACAAAUCAGUACAAUGUAGAUGCUCCUGUUAUUUAAACUGUAAAGAUAUAUAUGCAGUCACAAACAAGUGAAGUCAGCAAGAGCUUAAUUUUGCCUUCUGCUUCAAAUUCAGUGAGCUUUUGUAAAACUUUUUGGAAUAGAUAUUUUUUAGUUUAACAACUUGAAUUGGAUGAACGUAUAAUGAUCUACUUUAUUUGUUCUGUUA